AUGGUGAGAGAAGAUGGCGGGCAGUGCCUCAAUCAUUCCCUCAUGCAUGCUAUUGAAAUCUACAGCCUCCAUGUGAACUGCAGAGUCACAUCACGAUUCGCUCACACCAUCAUCACCAGCAAAAUCAUCAACCGAGCUAAUGAGUCUCGUGAGGCAACCUUUGAAGUGGAGCUACCCAAGACAGCCUUUAUCACCAACUUCUCCAUGUCCAUCGAUGGCAAAGUAUACCCAGGAAUAAUAAAGGAGAAAGCGUCUGCGCAAAAGGAAUACGAUGCAGCAGUCUCACAGGGGCAGAGCGCUGGCCUCGUGAAAAUCACAGGCAGGAAACUGGAGCAGUUCCACGUUUCUGUCAGCAUUGCGGCUGGCAGCAAAGUCACUUUUGAGCUGGUGUACGAGGAGCUGCUGAAGCGGCAGCUGGGGCUGUUCGAGCUGCUGAUCAAGGUCAGACCCCAGCAGCUGGUUAAACACUUCCAGAUUGAUGUGCACAUCUUUGAGCCCCAGGGCAUACGCUUCUUGGAGACGGACAGCACCUUCAUGACAAACGAGUUAACUGAGGCACUCACAAAAGUGCAGAAUGAAACCAAGGCUCAUAUUUUAUUUAAGCCAACUGUGGAUCAACAGAAGGUAAAUCCUGAACUUGAUGAAACCCUCCUCAAUGGUGAUUUCCUUGUGCGUUAUGAUGUUAAGCGAGUUGCCACCGCAGGUGAUAUACAGAUUGUCAAUGGGUAUUUUGUGCAUUACUUUGCACCCCAGGAAAUGCCAGUGUUUCCCAAAAAUGUCAUCUUUGUUAUAGACCGAAGUGGCUCUAUGGCAGGCAGAAAAAUUGAGCAGACGAGGGAAGCUCUCUUGAAGAUUUUGCAAGACCUCCGCCCUGAAGAUCAUUUCAGUUGCAUCACAUUUAACAACAAAGUGUCAGAGUGGAAGAGUGCGUUGCUGCAAGCCACUGCAGAGAACGUGGAGAGCGCCGCAGGAUUUGUGCAAACUAUUACUGCCAGAGGAGGCACAGAUAUCAAUCAUGCCCUGCUGACUGCUGUGAGAGUGCUGGAUAAAGCCGAGAGGCUGCCGGAGCAGAGUGUCUCCAUGAUUAUUUUGCUGACAGAUGGUCAGCCCACAUCCGGUGAGAGUAAAGUGGAAGUCAUUCAAGAAAACAUACAGAAAGCUGUCAAUGGGAAAUAUGCCCUAUUCUGCCUCGGUUUUGGGUUUGAUGUCAGCUAUAAUUUCCUGGAGAAAAUGGCCCUAAGCAAUGGGGGAAUUGCACGUCGACUAUAUGAAAAUGCUGAUGCAGCCUUGCAGCUCCAGGGCUUUUACCAAGAGGUGGCUACUCCAAUACUAAUGAAAAUUGAAAUGCAGUAUCCAGAAAAUGCUGUUGAGGGGUUAACCAAGAACAAUUUCAAGCUCUUUUUUGAGGGAUCUGAAAUCAUAGUGUCUGGAAAAAUUAGCAAUGAGUUUGAUCUUUUGCCAGUGGAAAUUAAAGCUCAGUCACAUGGUAGUGACUUGACUCUUAAAGAAGAAGCAAAUGUCAAAGAGAAGGAGCAAGUAUUUCAAAAUCAAAGUUACAUCUUUGGAAAUUUCAUCGAGAGACUGUGGGCUUACUUAACCAUUCAACAGCUUCUAGAAAAAUCUAUUUCAGCCCAAGAAGAGCAGCAGAAAGCCUUGGAGGCACGAGCCUUGGAGCUGUCUCUGCAGUAUGGCUUUGUUACACCCCUCACUUCCAUGGUGGUCACCAAACCCACUGGCCAGCAGCAAACCGAGCUAGCAAAUAAACCCACUGAAGCCGACAAUGAGAAGCCCAGCAGCUUUCCAGUAGGAGCCAAAGAACAUCCACCACUUCUCUCGCAAUUACCCAAACAAAAUACUGAUGGGCAAGCAGAGCCUUCUGUCCUCCUGAUCUCAGAUCCAGAGCAAGGACUUUCUGUGACUGGGAAACAUGGGGACAAAAUAAAUCAGUCUGUGCAGUUUCAAAUUACCUAUGUGAAUCCUGCUGUGCAAAUCAGUGUCUCUGUGGAUGAGAUCGUCUUAAGCCAUGACAACAAGAACAUUCGGCUGCCGUGGACAGAAUCAGCAACCUCUGUUGUCCAGGGGCUGAGAGUCUCAGCUGAAAAGGAAAGUAGCGUAACAGUAUCACUGUCUGAUACAGUCACAGUAAAAAUAUCCCUUGUAAAGGUUCCAAACGAUUUCCUUCAGCUGUGUUUCUUGAAUAUCGACCGUUUUUCUGACAAAGUCACUGGAAUUCUGGGUCAAUUUUAUUUAAAAGCACAGCUUGAGAAUAAUGCCAAAGUAAAUCAGAGAGCUGAUGAAAGACUUCUAAACGUUCCAGGAUCUGAGCACAGACUUACCAGGCUAUACAAGAAAGAUUACAGGCUUGAGUCAGCUAGUGAGCCUGUUUCCUGCUGGUCACUAGUUGGAACUUCCUAG
Messenger RNA from Cygnus atratus (black swan), 2415 nucleotides. Its product is annotated as inter-alpha-trypsin inhibitor heavy chain H4. Gene Ontology annotation, molecular function: serine-type endopeptidase inhibitor activity. Gene Ontology annotation, biological process: hyaluronan metabolic process. The transcript is spliced from 19 exons. The coding region runs from base 1 to 2415 and encodes 804 amino acids. Lineage: Eukaryota; Metazoa; Chordata; Aves; Anseriformes; Anatidae. The record is from RefSeq and is a predicted model, not a curated record.